GAGAUAAAUGCGGAGACGAGCAUCUGAUUCACAGGUCCACGCGAUGAGCCCCCGCGUGGUCCUCCUCUUCCUCGCCGCCGCCCUCCGCCCCUGCGCCGCCCUUGUACGCCUCCAUUCCAACUCCUUCUCCUUCACCUUCCUCGACGCCCCGGCGCGCUUUGGUCCUCGAGUGGGCAGCGAUGGGAUCUGCGGCUCGCUGCGCGCCGCCGAACCCGCCGAGGCGUGUGAGCCCAUCAAAGACAGCGGCGGCCGCCGCGGCGCGGGCCGGAAGGCUUUUGUGCUGAUCGCGAGGGGCAACUGCAGCUUCGAGGGCAAGGUGCGGGCGGCGCAGAAAGCGGGGUUUGACGCCGCCGUCGUGUACGACGAUGAGGAAAAAGCCAGCCUCUACUCCAUGGUUGGUGACUCUGAGGGUAUACACAUACCUGCAAUAUUCGUUUCCAAGAUGGCUGGAGAAACACUAAAGAAGUUUGCCAGGGGUGAAGAUGAUGAGUGUUGUAUAAACUCAUCGAUGGAUGAGACUGCAGGAACAGUAUUGGUAAUGUCAUUCGUAUCACUUGUUGUCAUCAUAUCUGUUCUUGCAUCUUUUCUAUUUGCUCGAAACUGCCGACUUCUACGUCAUGGAGUUGAUAAUCACCCACCUUACGUCAAGAAACAUGUGGUGGAAAAGCUUCCAUGCUCAGCAUAUAGUGCUCCCUGUUCUAGCGAAGAUAUUUUUCAGGAAGCUUGUGCAAUUUGUUUAGAAGACUACAAUAAUGGCGAUAUGCUUAGACACCUUCCAUGCAAACAUGAAUUUCACAAGAUCUGUAUUGAUUCCUGGCUCACAAAAUGGGGCACCUUCUGCCCUAUAUGCAAGCUUGAAGUAACGUCCAGUUAAUAGGCAUAUUUGGUCACUGCAUCCAAGUGCUGGCAGUUGUAUGAAGGUUUACCGAAUUGUUCAUCCAUUGCAUUAUUGAAGAUUAAUCUGAACAGUUGAUCUUGCGGACGAAGUACAAAUUGCAGUUCCUCAGGUUGGACUCAUACCCUUUGAGGUUAAUAUUAGGAUUAUCUUGUUUGGUGUGUGGAAGGCCACAACAAACUCUGCUGCUGAUAAAUGUGGCGUGCAUUAUCCUGUAUCCUAGAGGAACUAGGUGUUGUGUAAGUGUAAUCUUAAAUCCAACAUAAGCCCCAUUGUAUACCGAAUUACAUGACUGUUUUCAUUUUGGGAAAUCACCGAGAAAUGUUUGAAGGCACA
Molecule: messenger RNA, 1231 nt
Organism: Setaria italica (foxtail millet)
Lineage: Eukaryota; Viridiplantae; Streptophyta; Magnoliopsida; Poales; Poaceae
Product: receptor homology region, transmembrane domain- and RING domain-containing protein 1
Exons: 4
Coding region: 8-874 (288 amino acids)
Source: RefSeq, a predicted model, not a curated record